Sus scrofa (pig) is the source of this 2227-nucleotide messenger RNA. It is a transcript of the gene NIPSNAP1, whose product is annotated as nipsnap homolog 1. Lineage: Eukaryota; Metazoa; Chordata; Mammalia; Artiodactyla; Suidae. The record is from RefSeq and is a predicted model, not a curated record. Gene Ontology annotation, biological process: sensory perception of pain. Gene Ontology annotation, cellular component: mitochondrion.
CUGCACAGCUCCAACAUGGCUCCGCGUCUGUGCAGCAUCUCUGCGGCGGCGCGGCGGCCUGGGGGCCCAGGGCUUGGUGCCCGGGACACUGCGGCUGUGGCUGCGGCGCGGUUCUAUUCCAAGGACAAUGAAGGCAGCUGGUUCCGUUCCCUCUUCGUACACAAGGUGGAUCCUCGGAAGGAUGCCCACUCUACCCUGCUGUCUAAGAAGGAGACCAGCAACCUCUACAAGAUCCAGUUUCACAAUGUGAAGCCCGAGUGUCUGGAUGCCUACAACAGCCUGACGGAGGCCGUGCUGCCCAAGCUGCACCUGGAUGAGGACUACCCCUGCUCGCUUGUGGGCAACUGGAACACGUGGUACGGGGAGCAGGACCAGGCUGUACACCUGUGGCGAUUCUCAGGUGGCUACCCAGCCCUCAUGGACUGCAUGAACAAGCUCAAAAACAACAAGGAGUACCUGGAGUUCCGAAAGGAGCGGAGCCAGAUGCUGCUUUCCAGGAGGAACCAGAUGCUUCUCGAGUUCAGCUUCUGGAAUGAGCCACAGCCUCGAGCUGGCCCCAACAUCUACGAGCUGAGGACGUACAAGCUCAAGCCAGGAACCAUGAUCGAGUGGGGGAACAACUGGGCUCGGGCCAUCAAGUACCGGCAGGAGAACCAGGAAGCAGUGGGCGGCUUCUUCUCGCAGAUAGGAGAGCUCUACGUUGUGCACCAUCUCUGGGCCUAUAAGGACCUGCAGUCUCGGGAGGAGACCCGAAACGCUGCCUGGAGGAAGAGGGGCUGGGAUGAAAAUGUCUACUACACAGUCCCCCUGGUGCGACACAUGGAGUCUCGGAUCAUGAUCCCUUUGAAGAUCUCGCCUCUGCAGUGAUGCUGCUGCUGCCUCCCCCGCUCCAUCGGGGUAGCCAGGGACAAAGGGGCUUCCAGUCCUGCUGUCUUGGUUUCCUCUUGGAUCCUGUGGACUCUGGCGGGUAGUGCUCAGCUCAGACAAGGGAAAGCUGAAGGAUGAUGAGUUCUGAGGACUUAUAGUUCUGCCCAGACCCUUCCCAUCGUCCCCACUCACCCCUUCCCCUGUGUUGGAAGCAGUUUUUAUUUUAAGUUCUCUGAAUGAAGAAUAGCAACCUUUUAUGUCUUCUUACGGUUCCCUCUAAGAUGACUCAUCUCAAGGCCAGCAAUCCACAGUCUCACCCUGGAAAUCCUCAGUUUAGCUUUAGCUGCACAAAAGGUAGUGUGUCCAGUGGUUAGAGGUGGGGUAGAAAGAGAGAAGGUCAUACCAGGCCAGGCUCUCACAAAUUCUCUGGUUUCCACUCAGCCACUGAGCCAAGUCCCUCCUCCUGGAGAAAAGCCUAGAACUGCCCCAAGAAGCAAAAGGGAAAACCCUCAAAUUAGCAAAGUCCGCUGGACAUCCACAUAUUCCACCCAAUAUUCUACACAGAAAGGCUGGGAAAGGGGAUGGGAGCUGGGAGGAUCUGGGGGAGGGAAAAAGAAUGGAACAGGAACUCAGAAGGUAGAACUUAGGACUCAGAACUUGUGUUGGAACUGCAGAAUUUGGAAUAUAGAAUCGAGAAGAUAGGAGUUCCCAUUAUGGCUCCGUGGAAACAAAUCUGACUAGUAUCCAAGAGGAUGCAGAUUUGAACCCUGGCCUCGCUCAGUGGGUUAAGGAUCUGGUGUUUCCAGAUGUGAUGGUGCUGUGGCGGAGAUCACAGAUGUGGCUGAGAUCCCAUGUGGCUGUGGCAUAGGUCAGUAGCUGUAGUUCUGAUUCGACCCCUAGCCUGGGAACCUCCAUAUGCUACAGGUGUAGCCCUAGAAAAAGACCAAAAAGAAUUGGGAAGAUUGAACAGAGGUGACGAGACCUCUUGGGGAGUAAGUGUAAUACAAGACAGUUGCAGAGAGGCCCAUCUAUUCCCCAGACAAUGAUGUUGAGAACUUGAGUGGUUCUAGCCCUUCUGUGCAGGCAGCAUCUCCUGCCCUCCUUACUGCCCUCUGCAGCCAGAGCUACUGGGCUAGGUACCAUAUUUCCCUCACUCUGCAUUCCUCUUCUCCCUCUUCACAUUCUAUCAGCCCGACCCUCAUUCUCCUGGGCCAUUGGGUAUGUGGAGUGGGGUCAGUGACUUUGGGGGCUUCCUCAGUGACACCCACACCUCAUGAACCUCUGGGUAGCUUGAUUCUGCCUCCCUUUCAGGAAAACUUAUGCUGGUGUUGAUGGAACCAAUUAAAAUAUUUACUAUAAA